Messenger RNA from Melozone crissalis (California towhee), 1251 nucleotides. It is a transcript of the gene A4GNT, whose product is annotated as alpha-1,4-N-acetylglucosaminyltransferase. Gene Ontology annotation, molecular function: acetylglucosaminyltransferase activity. The transcript has 3 exons. NCBI's taxonomy places the organism in Eukaryota, Metazoa, Chordata, Aves, Passeriformes, Passerellidae. The coding region runs from base 73 to 1251 and encodes 392 amino acids. The record is from RefSeq and is a predicted model, not a curated record. Gene Ontology annotation, biological process: protein O-linked glycosylation.
ACUGAGGCUGAGCCAGCAGCAGAGCUGGGUUUCCCCUGUGCAGCAUCCUGGUACCUCCAGAAAUCCCUUUGCAUGCUCCAGAAGGUUUGGGUGUCCUCACCAGGGAGCUGGGCUUUGCAGGAGUCCAACAGUCACCGCCAGGGCAAGAAAAGGUGGUGGAAAUGUAGAUUUGUCAGGACUAUAAUCCAGCACCCAUGUCGGAGGCACGCCCCCAAACGCUCCAGGAAAGAAAGAAUGUUGAGGAAAAUCCAGAUAUGCCUCUGUUUCUGCUUUGUCUCGGGCAUUUUGUACGAGAUCUCCCUCUUGUCCAGCUGUGUCUUCUCCUACUUGCCCAUGGCCCAGCAGUACCUGACGCCUGAGCAGGUGCUGAACCUUGGCAAAAGCAUCAUUUUCCUGGAGACCACGGAGCGCCUGGAGCCGCCGCCGCUGGUGUCGUGCUCCGUGGAAUCCGCCGCCCGCAUCUACCAGGACAGGCCCAUCAUCCUCUUCAUGAGGGGGCUCACCAACGAGACAGCCCUGGACAUGAACACCAGCUACGCAGCCUUCUCCCUCUUGUCUUCCAUGAAGAAUGUCUUCCUUUUCCCUCUCCAGAUGGAAACCGUCUUCCAGGAGACGCCCCUGCUCCAGUGGUACAACCAGGUGGUCCCGGAGCAGGAGAAGAACUGGGUGCACGUCAGCUCUGACGCCAGCAGACUGGCACUCAUCUGGAAGUACGGGGGCAUCUACAUGGACACGGAUGUGAUCUCCAUCCGGCCCAUUCCCCAGCGGAGCUUCCUGGCCGCACAGAAGUCGCGCUUCUCCAGCAAUGGCAUCUUCGGCUUCCCCGCCCGCCACAAGUUCAUCUGGGACUGCAUGGAGAACUUUGUACUCAAGUACAACGGCAACAUCUGGGGCAACCAGGGCCCCUUCCUGAUGACCAGGAUGCUCAAAACGCUCUGCAACCUGACGGAUUUCCAAGGCACCGAGGACCACAGCUGCCAGAACAUCUCCUUCCUCAACCCGCAGCGUUUCUACCCCAUCCCGUACCCAGCCUGGAGCCGGUACUACCAGGUGUGGGAUAAAAGCCCCAAUUUCACCCACUCCUACGCGCUGCACCUCUGGAACUUCAUGAACCGCAACCGCAAGGUCGUGGUGGCCGGCAGCAACACCCUGGCUGAGAACCUCUACAAAACCUACUGCCCCAGCACCUAUGAGGACCUGAUCCAGAAUGCCAAGCACAGGGAUCUCCCAGAGCCUGAGGAGGCUGAGUGA